Daldinia vernicosa is the source of this 1047-nucleotide messenger RNA. RefSeq lists its product as uncharacterized. NCBI's taxonomy places the organism in Eukaryota, Fungi, Ascomycota, Sordariomycetes, Xylariales, Hypoxylaceae. Bases 1 to 1047 code for a protein of 348 amino acids. The record is from RefSeq and is a predicted model, not a curated record. The transcript is spliced from 2 exons.
AUGGGUAACCCUUUUGAAGCCAAAAACAGCAACAACCUGAGCCCCAACGCCCAGGCUAAUACCCGGGGCCGUGCGCCCUCGGGCUUUUCCCUGCGCAGGUCCUUCAGUGGCCGCAGCCAGCGCGGCGGCGACGACGACUCCGGUGAGCGUCGCGGCUUAUCCGCCAUCUUCGGCAGCAACCCCUUCUCAUCGGGUUCGCGUUCCCAGCGGGAUCGGGGGCGAGCAGAAAGUCCUCCUCCGCCGUACUCGCCAACGCUCGCCGAGGCCCCUGGUUCAAUCCCCGCCGCCGCCCCCGACGGCGAGCUCCCAGAUGACCAAUACGCCUUCCUACGGGAAUUCAACACCAUAUUCCUAAUCGACGACUCCCUCUCCAUGAAAGUCGAGCGUCGCUGGGCCGAGACCCAAGCCGUCGUCGCCGCCAUCGUACCCAUCUGCGUCGAGCGCGACGAGGACGGCGUCGACGUCUACUUCCUCAACCACAGGACGUCCGACCGGGGAGACGCGUCCCGCGGCGCCGCCGGCACGGGCUACCGCUCGCUGCGCGACCCCAAGCUGGUAACGGACCUAUUCACCGUCGUGCGCCCCAGCCAAGCCACCCCGACCGGCAUCCGCCUCGACCACAUCCUGCGCGCCUACCUCGCGCACUACGAGGCCCGCGUGCGAAGCACCGGCGGCGACGUAUACUGCGUGCGGCCCAUCAACGUCAUCGUCAUAACCGACGGCCAACCAACCGACGAGCCCGCCGAGACCAUCGCCGCCGCCGCCCGCCGCCUCGACGCCAUCGGCGCGCCUCCCCACCAAGUCGGCAUCCAGUUCUUCCAGGUAGGCCGCGACGCGGCUGCGACGCGCGCCCUGCGCGAUCUGGACGACGACUUGUGCCGCCGCGAGAGCAUCCGGGACAUGGUGGACACGGCCACGUUUAACGCUGCGGGGCCGGCCGAUGCCCCCUCGCUUACGGCGGACGGGAUAUUGAAGGUGGUGCUGGGCGCUGUCAAGAGGAAGUUGGAUCGCAAGGUUUUGGUUAGGGUUGAUGGGCCUGUGCGGUGA